GGAAACGACAAAAAAAACGCGCGCCUUUCCGUAGACUUCCCUUGCUGGAGUGCAGCUCGUGAGCACGCCUACGUGUUGCGUUUGCUAAAAGUCGUCGGUCUAUCUGCUAGACCCGCCGCCAAUAUGGUCAUCCAAGUCGUCGAGAGCACGGAGGACUUUGACAAGAAGCUCGAGGAGGCCGGUGACAAGCUGGUGGUGGUGGACUUUUACGCCACCUGGUGCGGGCCAUGCAAGAUGAUCGAGCCCUUCCUAAAGCAACAGUCGGAAAUCCUCAGCGACGUGGUCAUCUUCCUAAAAGUGGACGUUGAUGAGAAUGAGGAGGUUGCAUCCCGAUACGACAUCUCGUGCAUGCCAACGUUCCUGUUCAUCAAGAAUAAGGAAAAGCUUGACGAAAUCUCUGGGGCCAACCAAGAUAUGAUCAAGGAGAUGCUUGCGAAGCACAAGUAAACAUGCUCUCAACGCCAUUGGUCCACGGGCUGAAGAGGAAAAGGGAGAAGCCCGGUCGCUUUUUCACGAGCGUGCUCCAACUGCCUUUUUCUUCAUUUAGCUCAGCGACGCCUUCCUUGUUUCCUAUGCCAGCCCUUCACGUUUAUACCUGUAUGGCCUGCACCAUUUGAAGAAAGGUCCAGCCAAAACUCGUACAGCCAGAUAUGUCUGCUUAUAUAAGGAAAAUGCUUUAGCUUUCACUCGUACAUGCAGUAAGUGCAUGCGCUUGCCUCUGCUGCCGUCCACAAGAGAGUGACUUGCCUUUAACGCGCUUUCAGCAGUGCCUGCUGAUGAUGUGACGCCAACCCUCAAAUUUCGCUAUCUGUCAACAUGCAAUGGUGGCUGAUGCAGAUACUUGCUCUUUGAACAUUCACCUGUUUGUUUGUCGCCUGUCAGAAUUAACUGGUUCUUGGAAUUGUUCCGACCUGUCACUACACAUGUGGCUGAGCCAUGAUCGUUUAAUCCCGACUCUUUUUCAGCUUUAUUCAACUUCGAUUGGGCGUCCUCACCUCAUUUAGAGUGCCUGAGUGAAAUUACAUUAAUAUGGCUGCAUUGUGAAGCAUUGGAAUGUUGCUUAAAAAUAAAAGCCCAUUGUUACAUUGUUUUUUAAACACUGCAUAGCUUCUUGUAAUGCUAGUGUUAGUGAUUGCUGCGGGCUUGUCAUGCAACCGGUAGUUUUGUAGGUUUCCAACGACGUAAUCACAGCAGUUCUACGCGCACUUUACAACUGACGUAGCCUUCAACUUGCUUUAUAUUUAUGCCAGGCAAGAACAAGAGUUCGGCUUUUGUUGAGCAAUGCACCCAGGUGGGUCACUUUGCAAGAACCAUGACGUCGCUUGGCUGCAUUUUGUUCUGUUUCUACUUCACAUAGUGUUCCAUUUUGGACCAGUUUUACCGUUUCGAUGUUCCGACUGCUAUCUGCUAGUGGCGAGAUUUAGCUAGCAUCGCCUGAAGUAUUACUUGCUCGAAAAGUGACGGCAUUAUGCAGCAGCCUCUGGCGAUUUUUUACUUAUUCAUGGUUCGCAGUUAAUCGCAGUGGUUGUAACUCGCAAAAGUUUCUUGAGAUGCAAUUUUAUGGAUUUUACAUGGAUUUUUGAUGAGAACUUCUCUGGUGCUGUGAUUUGACUGGUUAAUUUGCAAAGCAUUUUUUUCCACCAUAUCUUAUGUGGCUGGGCUGUGAUGUGUGUCGGCAUUGAUUUACUUUUUGUACUGUUAAUAAAAAGCAGUUUUUUGCGCUUGAAA
Messenger RNA from Dermacentor andersoni, 1728 nucleotides. Its product is annotated as thioredoxin-like. Lineage: Eukaryota; Metazoa; Arthropoda; Arachnida; Ixodida; Ixodidae. Gene Ontology annotation, molecular function: protein-disulfide reductase activity. The record is from RefSeq and is a predicted model, not a curated record.